AUUUGUUCAUUAUUUUAGUGUACAGUUUUUAUAUUAGGAUAGAAAAAUAUACGAAAUGGAUGAAAUUAUACCGUUCCUAUCGAGAAUGGCACGAUUUGACCUGAAGGCAGUUUCUCUUUCAACCGUUCUUGGAUUUACACGCUCAGUGGACGGUAUAAGUAUGCUCAUCGAAAACGAAACCGUCCUCGAAUGCCUGUUCGACCUAACGGAAGAUGCAUCGCAAACGCUAGCAAAGGAUGCUGUGCUAUGCUUCGUAAACAUCACUGCGGAGGAGAAAGGCGCACAAGUGAUCGUCGAAAAGCUUUCGGCUCGUUUGGUUCCGGCUGCCUACCGGUCGGUGUUGGACGAGAACUCAAACCUGAGCGACGCCUGGUGUAUGGUUCUAUGCAAUAUUAGCCGUCACGAAUCGUUGGUCGAAACGGUGGUGAUGCAUUUGCUUUCGAUCGAACAUUCCAUCGAUAAAUUGACGACCUGCUUCACCCGCGUAAACUACAACAAGCAGAAAGGGCACCUCAACUACCUCGGACCGCUGUUUAGCAAUGUUUCGCAGUGCGCGAGUGGUCGGGCAGUUUUUUGCAACAGAUCAACGGGGCUGUUGCGUCGAAUCUUACCGUUCGUACAACACACCGAAAGUAUCGUACGGCGUGGUGGUGCCGUUGGCUUGCUGAAAAACAUUUGCUUCGAUUCGACGGUUCACGAGUGGUUGUUGAGCGAACAGAUGGACAUUCUACCCUUCAUUCUACUGCCACUUGCGGGUUCCGAAGAAUUCGAUGAUGAGACGAACGAUAUGUUACCGACUGAACUGCAAUAUCUGGGGCCCGAGAAGAAGCGCGAAGAAGAUCCCGAUAUACGUAAGAUGUUGGUGGAAUCAUUGGCGCAGCUCUGUGCCACACGUAACGGACGGAUUUACCUGCGAAACCGGGGAACAUACGAGAUUCUGCGGGAACUACACAAGUACGAAUGCACCGAGCAAGGCGAUAAAUCCGUGUUGGCAGCCGUCGAAAAUGUAGUAGACAUUUUGAUAAGAACGGAAGAAGAAAUCGGUGAGGACAAUCUGAAGGAGUUGGACAUUCCGGAUGAUGUUAAAAGUAAGAUUGAAAAUUUGAACGAUGAGCAGAGCUAA
Messenger RNA from Anopheles cruzii, 1123 nucleotides. Its product is annotated as protein HGH1 homolog. The coding region runs from base 56 to 1123 and encodes 355 amino acids. Lineage: Eukaryota; Metazoa; Arthropoda; Insecta; Diptera; Culicidae. The transcript has 4 exons. The record is from RefSeq and is a predicted model, not a curated record.